Penicillium verrucosum is the source of this 462-nucleotide messenger RNA. RefSeq lists its product as uncharacterized. The record is from RefSeq and is a predicted model, not a curated record. NCBI's taxonomy places the organism in Eukaryota, Fungi, Ascomycota, Eurotiomycetes, Eurotiales, Aspergillaceae. Bases 1 to 462 code for a protein of 153 amino acids. The transcript has a single exon.
AUGGGCGCGGAGGGACCCGAAUCCUCCUAUGCUGCCUGGGAAUUCCCCGGGGAAACACCAAUUCCUUUCCUCCACUCUUUCAACCUGCCCCCUAGUGAGUCUAUGACUCUAUGCCCAUCUGGUCUCCGGCGCCCAUACCCCCCGAAAACGAAGCAAGAAGCAACAACAUCGACACAGUGGCAGCUUUCAUUAGAAUGGCGCUCACUAGUACCAAUGCAUGUCAAGUUCUUCCGAAGCGUAAACCAGAUGAUCUCUCGUGCGCAUCACCGUUCAUUGGGCUUGACUCUUGACUCAAGAGUCAAGAGUCACUUCAGGCCCGUGUCAUUUGGGACUCGUGGCGGAUGUGCACUGUUAGACUGUGUUAUUUCCCUUCUUGGGGUCCAGGGCUUGAUCCACCUAACCUGGAUGGUAGCGUUUUCGAAGUGGGACACGAGAAACCGGAUUUUGGGCCGAGAUGGUUAG